This is a messenger RNA of Heteronotia binoei (common prickly gecko), 617 nucleotides long. Its product is annotated as zinc finger protein 24-like. The coding region runs from base 111 to 617 and encodes 168 amino acids. The transcript has 2 exons. NCBI's taxonomy places the organism in Eukaryota, Metazoa, Chordata, Lepidosauria, Squamata, Gekkonidae. The record is from RefSeq and is a predicted model, not a curated record.
CAACAGUAGAGAAAAGCCUUGCAGCCGGAUCCGGGGAAGGUCUCCUCUCGAGCAAGUGAAUAAGAGCGUCUUUCCACAGUCAGAGGCAACUCAGGAGGAAGGGAAAGAAGAUGGAAGAGGAGAACCCAGAAGGCCCUGGAACUGGCAAGAGAUGGAGGAAAAGUCCUCAUCCCCUCCAAGCUGGGAGUAGUGUUGAAUUUUGCGAAAGAGCUGAGCCAGAGAUCUUGGCUCAGGACACUAUGACUACAGAGGAAUGCAGCCGAUGCUUCCGGCAGUUCUUUUACCACGAGGCUGAAGGGCCCCGAGAGGUUUGCAGCCAGCUCCAUGGACUUUGCAACCAGUGGCUGAAGCCGGAGAGGCACAGCAAGAAGCAGAUCCUGGACCUGGUGAUUCUGGAGCAGUUCCUGGCCAUCCUGCCCCAGGAAAUGCGAUGUUGGGUCAGAGGAUGUGGGCCGGAGACCAGUUCCCAGGCGGUGGCCCUGGCCGAAGGUUUCCUGCUGAGUCAGACAGAGGAGAAGAGGCAGGCAGAACAGGUGAGGGGAUUUUAUUCACCCAGCUCAAGCAGUGACCUUUUCCUAAGGCUUCCACUCAGAUAUUUCUCUGGGUGUGCAUGUUAA